Molecule: messenger RNA, 6016 nt
Organism: Anthonomus grandis grandis
Lineage: Eukaryota; Metazoa; Arthropoda; Insecta; Coleoptera; Curculionidae
Product: cadherin-23
Exons: 29
Coding region: 56-5779 (1907 amino acids)
Biological process (GO): homophilic cell-cell adhesion
Cellular component (GO): cell-cell junction; plasma membrane
Molecular function (GO): calcium ion binding
Source: RefSeq, a predicted model, not a curated record
UUCCAGAAGGAUAACGUCUUCUAAUCAUGUAGCCAGAACACCUUAACAAGUUAAAAUGCUAAACAACGAAUUCCAUAAAAGGAUAUCCAGCAAUGUACCUUGCAGCUUUACAAAUAGAUAUAAAGAAACUUAUUUAUUUAUUUUAAUAUUAGUGAUUUCAAGGACAAUUAGAGUGGUUUCAUGCAACAAACCCCCCAGAUUUAUGAUAGAUGGACAAACUGAAAUCGUUUUAAGACUGAAAGAGGGCGAAGAGACUCCUAUAGGCACUCUACUCUAUAAGCUCAAAGGUUACGAUCCAGAUGGCGAUACACUAAAAUUCGGCAUAAAACCCACUAUGGACAAUGACGUCAUUGUCGUUAAAAGCAUUUCAAAUACCGAAGCCAAUGUGUAUUUAAAUAAAAUUCUUGAUAGAGAAGAAAGAGACGAGUAUGCCUUGGUUCUCACACUUACCGAUGGCAACCUUGGCCAAGGGAACUACGUCACUCAAAGCCUCCUUAUAUUGGUGGAGGACGUGAACGAUAAUGUGCCAAUUUUCAAGAGCCAUUCUAGCUCUAUUUUACUUAGAGAAGAUGCACCCAAUGGUAUAAUUGCACAACUUGAAGCAACUGAUGCAGACGAGGGACCUUAUGGACAAGUGGUCUAUUAUCCAGCUCCAGAUUUAGAAAGAAACCUUUUUAGUAUUACUACUGUUGGAGAUAAGGCAAUAGUUAAACUUAUAGGAAAACUAGAUUAUGAGAAACAAACAGUACAUCAAAUCAAGGUUCUAGCAAUAGAUAGGGCUAAGGAGGGUAAAAUUAAUACGGGAACUGCGGUGAUUUUAGUAAAAGUCCAAGAUGUUGAAGAUAGGCCUCCGGAAUUUGUUCAAGUUACUCCUAUUACUCGAAUUGUUGAAAAUGUGCCAGUGAGAACUACUGUUUUACAAGUUGUUGCUGUUGACGGAGAUAGAGGUAUAGAUAACAAAAUACAAUACUCACUAUCAUCAAAUAACUUCGAAAAUAUCCAGGAUAUAUUCGAAAUUCAGAAAUUGACCGGAAGAAUUGUUACAACGUCAGAGUUGGACCGUGAAGCGCUUCCUAUAGGAUCAAAUUCUUACAUUCUACAAAUUACUGCAACAGAACUUGGUAGUAAAGAAAAACCUCCUCCAAAAGCAUCCACUGAAGUCACCGUGAUAAUCUCCGAUGAAAAUGACGAAAUUCCUACAUUUAAAAGUGAAUUUUAUGAAUGUGAGAUUGGAGAGAAUGCCCCUAUAAAUACCCCUUUAAACUUUAUUGGUGAUGGAAUCCCCGAAGUAUAUGAUUAUGAUCAGGGUAUAAACGGCACAUUUGAACUCUACAUCAGAAACGGACAAAAUAUAUUUGAAAUUAACCCAAAAAGGGCCACCAAUGAAGCACCGUUUACCAUCAAAGUGAAAAACAGUACUGCCCUAGACUAUGAACGUAUCAAAAGUCUUAAUUUUACUUUGGUGGCUAAAGAGGUGGUGAAGCAUAAUCCAAAAUUUAGCGAAGUACCUGUAAAAGUCUAUAUCCAGGAUCGCAAUGAUAAUUAUCCGGAGUUUGUAAAAAACUCUUAUGAAGUAUGGGUGCCGGAAAAUUGCGAUGUUGGCACCACCGUAGCAUGGGUUCAGGCAUUAGAUGAUGAUUCUGGUGUUUAUGGAACUAUGGGGGUCAGAUAUACGAAUAUUGCUGGAAGUAUUUCUAAUUUGUUAAAUCUUCAUCCAGUAUCAGGAAUAAUCACAGUAAAAACAGCCGGAGGGCCUUCGUGGGACCGAGAACAAAUUUCCAAGCAUUUUCUCACAAUAGAAGCCAGGGACGAUUUGGGAAAUGGCAAUCGGAAUUCGGUCCAGUUGACCAUCAAUUUAGAAGAUAAGAAUGAUAAUAGCCCGGUGUUUCUGCUUAAAAAAUAUGAAGCAAGAUUACUGGAGAAUGAAAUGGAUUUUCAUAAUUUAUUGAAAGUUGAAGCAAGAGAUGCUGAUUUAAAUGGUACAAAAAAUAGUGAAAUUUCGUAUUCCCUUUCCGGGGAGCUUCAUGAAAACUUUACCAUCGAUCCCGAAACAGGAAUUGUUAAACCAUUAAGCCCCAUAGAUUUUGAAUUUAUCGAAGGACCAGAAGAAGAAAACGUUAGAAUUCUCUAUUUGACUGUCCGGGCCACUGAUUGGGGAGAACCGAGUCUAUUUAGUGAAGUUCCGCUACUAAUUUAUGUUGAAGAUGUGAACGACAAUCCUCCAGUUUUUGAACAGUUAUAUUAUAAUAUUAGCAUCUCUGAAAGUACUGAGUCUGGUACAGAUAUUAUACAGGUCAAAGCUAUUGAUUUGGAUGGUUCAAUACCCUACAACCAUUUGGUUUAUAGGAUUCAAAAAGGAGCAUACGAUAAGUUUAUUAUUGAUUCGGAAACAGGAGUUAUUUCUGUGGCCUAUGGAGCAAAACUAGAUCCAGACCAAACACAGCCGCGAAAGACCAAAUACACCCUAAUAAUACUCGCAUUAGACGGAGGCCAAGGAGAAAAUCAACUCCAUGCAGCUGUAACUGUGGAAAUAUUUAUCUUUGACGUCAAUAAUAAAAAUCCCCAAUUUAUGGAUGUUUUUGAUCUAACUGUACCUGAAAAUACUGCGGUCGGAACCUCAAUAACACAACUUAAGGCAACAGACUUAGACCAAACUGCAAACCUCACCUACCAACUUGACAAUGAAAACUGUCAAGCUAUCAACGAAAGAGCUAUCGUUCAAAAUGUUAACUGCACUAGUUAUUUUUUAAUCAAUCCUUAUAAUGGGGUUUUAUUUAUUGCUAAACAGAUUGACAGGGAACAAAUUGAGGAAUUCCUUAUAGGAGUUAUCGUUAGAGAUGUUAAUUCUGAAACAGAAAUACAAGAGGAUAGAGCAACUUUAAAAAUUCGCAUCCAAGACGUCAACGACAACAGUCCAAAGUUUUUCAAGCCAUUUUAUAAAUUUGCUGUACAAGAAAACAGUAAAAAUGGCAUUUUUAUCGGCACAGUUAAGGCAGAAGAUCCCGAUAAAAAUAAAACGGUGUCUUAUCAAAUGGAUAAGCGCUCUAAUUAUUUCCAGUUGGUACAUGUUGGUAAUGAUAGUGGGGAUAUUGUGGUAGCUAGCAGGAUUGACAGGGAAAUGGUGGAAUGGUUAAAUUUUACGAUUAAAGCUAUAGAUGCAGGUCUUCCAAGCAAAUCAUCAUUUGUAGAAGUUUUUAUUCAAAUCCUGGACGAAAACGAUAAUAGUCCAAUAUUUAGUAAGGAGCCAAGUUCGUUAAUUAUUCCUGAAAAUAUUCAGCCUGGUACCAAAAUUGCAAUAAUAAACGCCACAGACGAAGAUUCAGGAGAAUUUGGAAAAAUAACUUAUAUACUUGACCCGAUAUCUUCUCAUAGAAAGUUUUCCAUUGAAAGUGAUACCGGUAUCUUAAGAGUAGCAGAGUAUUUGGAUAGGGAAGAAAAGGAGAAUUAUUUUUUAAUUAUCGAAGCGUGGGAUAAUUAUCAGUAUGGAUUUAAUAAUGGCGACAGUAGAAAUUCUUUUAAGCAUCUAAACGUAACACUUCGAGAUGUAAACGACAACAAACCAGAUCUAAUAGUGGACAAGACCUGCAUUAAUAUUACAGAAUUUCAUGAAGCUGGCCAACCGAUAACGAUCAUAAGAUCUUCCGAUAAGGAUGAUCCAGAAACCUUAAAUGGACAAGUAAGUAAUUUUCCUGAAAAAAAUCAUAUUUGGUUUAACACGAUAUUGCAGGUAAUAAUAGAUAUCGCAGAUGGCAACCAGGACAAUUUAUUCGAAGUUUACCAAAUAAGUGAGUGGUCCGUCCAAAUCAAAACUACAAAAUCGCUCAGGGGAAAACAUGGCAACUACAGCCUGGUGAUCCGAGCUCAAGAUCUAGGAACCCCUAGUUUUUUAGUCGAAGAAUUACUUCAUGUUUGCGUUAUGGAUUAUAACGAUCAUCCUCCUGUAUUUGUGUCACCUCCGCAUAAUUCUACUCUAAGAGUACCAGAAAAUGCCACGGUGGGCAGUUCCUUAGUUCAAAUAAUAGCCACAGAUGAAGACACCGGUCUUAAUGGGGCGGUCAGGUAUAGAUUAAAGUCGGAUCCAGCGGGUCAUUGGAAAACUUUUAAUUUGCAACCAGUGUCUGGCAUUUUGGAACUGAGGUUACCGUUGAAUAGGAAAAAACAGAAAAUUUAUGAUAUUCGCAUUGAGGCAUAUGAUUUGGGAAACCCAACGUCAUUAAGCUCUGAUCUUGAUUUAACGGUGUACGUUCGUGAUAUUAAUGAUUAUCAACCACAGUUUAUGCAAGAUGAGUUUGUUGUUGAAUUUACUGAAAAUAAACAGCCUGGCCUGGAAAUCAAAAAACUCCCAGAUACAAUCGACCGUGAUGAAUUUGAUUAUACCUCCACACCUUCCCCAAUUUGUUAUUUUUUAGUGGGAGGAAAUGAAAACGGUUUAUUUAAUCUACAUCCGUUAGAGCACACUUUGCAAAUAACAAAGCCGUUGGAUCGUGAAGAGAUGGAUAAACAUCUUCUCUUAGUGAAAGCUACUGAGGAUUGCUCUUACCCGCCAGAACCCAGGAACUUUUUUGAUUCAGAUGAUGAUACUCAACUAAAAGUGGUAGUUAAGGUUCUAGAUGUCAAUGAUAAUCCUCCUAGGUUUGUCAGAAGAGUGUUUACAGGUGGCGUCAGUACUGCCACUGUUUUUGGUACAAAAUUCAUGUCGGUUAAAGCAGAAGAUCCGGACUAUGGAAAAAAUGCUUUGGUGUAUUAUUAUAUUAUUGGGAAUGUACAAAUGACUUUAACUGAAGGAUUAGACCAUCUGAGUCGUCCUCCUUUCCUGAUAGAACCAGAUACUGGAGAAGUGCAACUAAACUUUGAUCCUCAACAAGGAAUGAAAGGCUAUUUCGACUUUAUGGUACUGGCAAAUGACACUGGAGGCCUCGAAGACACCGCCAGAGUUUUCAUUUAUUUAUUGAGGGAGGACCAGAGGGUGAGAUUUGUUCUUAGACAGCACGCUCCAGAUCUAAGAGAUAAAAUCGAGGUCUUUAGAGAUAUUUUAGGUAAUGUGACAGGGGCUAUAGUAAAUAUAGACGAAUUUAGAAUUCAUGCAAACCAUGAUGGAACAGUUGAUAAAACUAGAACGGACUUGUAUUUGCACUUGGUGGAUCGAAAAGAUAAUUCUAUAUUAGAAGUUGCAGAUGUUCUGAGGCUUAUCGAUCAGAAUACUGAAAAACUAGAUGAUCUUUUCAAGGACUUCAAUGUGUUGGAUACACAACCAGGAGAAAGACUGGUGCUUCAAUCAAAACUGGAAACCGCUGGAACAACUUUUUGGCUCAGCGCUUCAUCUUUGUUUCUUUUUCUGAUGCUUUUGCUUGUACUGAUUCUGUUUGCUACUCAGAGGCAUGCGUAUCAGAGAAAACUUAAGGCUGCCACCGCUACUGCUUAUGUUAGGGCAGAUUCUGAGAUUGAUGGACGAAAUCUGAGCAUUCUAAGCGGAAGAGUACCAAACACCAAUAAGCACAGCAUGGAGGGAAGCAACCCAAUUUGGUUAAAAGCUUACGAAAAUGAAUGGUUUAAAGGACAAGAUAAUUUAAGUACUACUUCUGAUCGUGACUCUCUGGACGAAAAUGCGGUGUGCGAGGGUGAGUCCACGGUCUCAAUAGAGCAGAUGCACCAGCCAAACAACGAGGAUUUUCAUAAUGAGAAUUUGGUCAACGAUUUUUUCACUGCCAGACAGAAUUUGUAUCAUACGUUGCCGCUCCCAGUGCCACAACCGAGGAAAAUGGAAACUACGGAAUUAUGAUAUUUAUUAAAGACGUUAUGGAGAGACUGGGGAAAGAGUAAGGUUAAGCCAAUGUAUAGAAAUAAGUAAAAAUAAGAAUAAGUAACUCAUAGAGUUUUUUAAUAAUUUUUAAUUAUGCCUCAAUUGAUUGUAAGUAUUUGUCUUAGUUCAGGACAAGUAAUUUAAAGUCUGACUUUUUUCCACUUUGUAUAGAUAUAAUUUUACCUAAAAUAGAUAAAUAAAGAGAUUUGAGAACUC